CUGUCAGCUGAUGCUCACAGCUUCAGCUCUGUCAGUACUAACACCGGGCAACACACACCUAGCAUUACAACAACUCACAAUAGAGAAAGCCCCAGUGCAAUCAUAUAUUACUACAGCUAUUCAUUGCCACUGCUUGCUGUCUGGACCAGUACCAGCAAUGUCUUCUCUGGUGGUAAAAAAGGAUCAACAAGGGAAGGAGCAGCAUGACAGCCAGACUUUCAUGUACACCAGGAAGAGAGGCUAUGAUAUAACCCGGGACCCGCAUCUUAACAAGGGUAUGGCGUUCUCUCUGGAAGAGAGACUACAACUGGGUAUCCAUGGCCUUCUUCCUCCUUGUUUUCUCAGUCAAGAUGUCCAGGUUUUGAGAGUGCUUCGAAACUACGAGAGGCAGAAAAAUGACCUUGAUAGGUAUAUCUUGUUGAUGGGACUGCAAGAUCGGAAUGAAAAGCUGUUUUACAAAGUUUUGACAUCUGACAUUGAGAGAUUCAUGCCUAUUGUUUAUACUCCCACAGUAGGCUUAGCUUGUCAACAGUAUGGCUUAGCGUUCCGAAGACCAAGAGGCCUCUUUAUUACAAUUCAUGAUCGUGGUCAUCUAUCCACAGUAAUAAAAUCAUGGCCUGAGGACAACAUUAAGUCUGUUGUAGUGACUGAUGGAGAGAGGAUCCUUGGUCUGGGGGAUCUUGGAAGUUAUGGGAUGGGAAUUCCUGUUGGCAAGCUGGCACUUUAUACAGCAUGUGGAGGAGUAAAGCCUCAGGAGUGUCUACCUGUUAUGUUGGAUGUAGGAACUGAUAAUGAGGAGUUACUAAAAGACCCGUUGUAUAUUGGACUAAGACACAAAAGAGUAAGAGGAAAGCCUUAUGAUGACCUUCUGGAGGAAUUUAUGAAAGCUGUAACUGACAGGUAUGGUAUGACCUGCCUCAUCCAGUUUGAAGAUUUUGCUAAUGCCAAUGCCUUUCGCCUACUGAACAGAUAUCGUAAUCAGUACUGCACGUUCAACGAUGAUAUUCAAGGCACUGCAGCUGUUGCGGUAGCCGGACUCCUUGCAGCACUUCGUAUUACAAAGAAUAAACUAUCCGGUCACACAGUACUUUUCCAAGGAGCAGGAGAGGCUGCUAUGGGAAUUGCAGACUUAAUAAUUAUGGCCAUGGAGAAAGAAGGUACAACCAGAGAAGAUGCAGUUAAGAAAAUCUGGAUGGUGGAUUCUAAAGGGCUGAUAGUAAAGGGUAGGUCUUCUCUUACCCAUGAAAAGGAGCGCUUUGCCCAUUCACACAAGGAAAUGAAGAGUCUGGCAGAUGUUGUUAAAGAUAUCAAACCAACAGCUUUAAUAGGCGUUGCAGCUAUUGCUGGAGCUUUUACUGAGCAGAUUUUGAAAGACAUGGCUGUUUUGAAUGACCAACCAAUUAUAUUCGCCCUCAGCAAUCCAACAAGUAAAGCAGAGUGCACUGCAGAACAGUGUUAUGCCCUGACUGAGGGCCGUGGAAUUUUUGCAAGUGGAAGUCCUUUUGAUCCCGUCACGCUUCCAGAUGGACGAACACUUUAUCCUGGGCAGGGAAACAAUUCCUAUGUGUUCCCAGGUGUGGCCCUUGGUGUUGUUGCAUGUGGCAUGAGGCACAUAAGUGAUGAUGUUUUUCUGGCCACUGCUGAGAUCAUAGCUGAUCAAGUUUCAGAUGAACAUUUGAAAGAAGGACGUUUGUAUCCACCUUUGCAAACAAUAAAGGAAGUCUCAGUUAAGAUAGCUGUCAAGAUUGUAGAGAAUGCGUACAAACAUAACACAGCGUCUGUCUUUCCGGAACCUUCAGAUAAGGAGGCAUUUGUCCGAUCUCAUAUGUACAGUACUGAGUAUGACCAGUUUGUGGAGGAUUCCUACUCCUGGCCAGAUGAAGCUAUGAAAGUUCAGACGGUCACACUGUAAACUCAUCAGUAGCACAAUGGUGGAAGGA
This is a messenger RNA of Nanorana parkeri, 1940 nucleotides long. It is a transcript of the gene ME1, whose product is annotated as malic enzyme 1. The transcript is spliced from 14 exons. The record is from RefSeq and is a predicted model, not a curated record. Bases 11 to 1912 code for a protein of 633 amino acids. Gene Ontology annotation, molecular function: malate dehydrogenase (decarboxylating) (NAD+) activity; NAD binding; malate dehydrogenase (decarboxylating) (NADP+) activity. Gene Ontology annotation, cellular component: mitochondrion. Gene Ontology annotation, biological process: pyruvate metabolic process; malate metabolic process. NCBI's taxonomy places the organism in Eukaryota, Metazoa, Chordata, Amphibia, Anura, Dicroglossidae.